AUGGAAAGGAAAAUGAACUUAAGAAAUGGAAAACAGGUAGGUACAGAAGAAAGAUCAGAAGAGGAAAAGGAAGAACGAAGGCAUAGAAGUGGUGAUUUUGAGGUGCAGUAUUUAGAACAAGGAAGAGAACAAUCAGAUGGAAAUGUGACAGGGGAUGAAUUGGAAGAACAGGAGGAUAGGAGACAACAAAGAAACAAUUAUGAUCAAUUAAUGGAAUUUUUGAUUAGUAUGAGGGGAGAAAUUAAACAAGAUAUGAAUAAUAUGAGGGGAGAUUUUAAUGAAAAGAUGGAUAAUAUUAAUGGAAAUAUGAAUAGAUUGGAGAGGAAAAUUGAAGAGGUUAAAAUUGAAGGUUUGAAGGAAAUUAAGAAACUUAGACAAGAAAAUGAAGAUUUUAAAAAAAGAAUUGAUAAGGUGCAAGAAAAUAUGGAACAUCAAAAUAAGAAUCUAAGAAUGGAGAUCCAAGAAAAUGGGAUCAAAAUCAGAGAAGAAAUUAAAAAAAAGGUAGUGGAAGAGGUUCAAGCAUUAGGAAAAUGCAUAGAAGAAAAUUUACCAGAAACAAUACUAAUGGAAGUUACAAGACAAAAUGAAGAAAAUAAAGGAUUUGAUGGAGAUGAACAUGCACUAAUGUGGUUUUGCAAUAAAGAAGAGCAGAUUAUAGAUAUGGAAGGUUUUGAAACACAAUUUUUAAUGUAUUUCUGGGGGGAAAUUCAACAGGCCAAUUUUCGAGAACGGUUGUAUUUCGGAAAAUUUGACUACAAUAAAAAUAAAAAUUUAAAUUCUUAUGCUAUGCAACUCUAUAAUAUAGCACAAUAUCUAGAACCAGCAAUGAAGGAGGAAGAAUUAGUUUUAUAUGUAGGAAGACAUUUUAAUGCUGAGAUGUCUGAAACGAUAGUUCUGCAUAAUAUAAAGACUAUGGAUAAUAUGUCAAGUUAUUUACAAAGAGUUGAAAGGAGUAUACAAAAUGGAGGUAGAGAAAUAGAGGUAGAGAAAUAG
Molecule: messenger RNA, 993 nt
Organism: Diorhabda sublineata
Lineage: Eukaryota; Metazoa; Arthropoda; Insecta; Coleoptera; Chrysomelidae
Exons: 2
Coding region: 1-993 (330 amino acids)
Source: RefSeq, a predicted model, not a curated record